This is a messenger RNA of Magallana angulata, 1483 nucleotides long. RefSeq names its product putative nuclease HARBI1. The coding region runs from base 1 to 807 and encodes 268 amino acids. The record is from RefSeq and is a predicted model, not a curated record. Lineage: Eukaryota; Metazoa; Mollusca; Bivalvia; Ostreida; Ostreidae. The transcript has 4 exons.
AUGGUGAAGGCCAAGCAGAGGGUGUUGAUCACUCUUCGCUUUUUGGCCAAAAGGGACUACUUGUCAGAAGUGGCGGACCUGCAUGGGGUUUCUGUUCCAUCAGCGUCAAGGAUUUUACAAUCUGUCUGCCAAGCUUUAUAUCGACAGCUUGAUAACAUUACCUUCCCGACUACAGCAGAUGAGCUGAAGAGAGUAAAGGAUGGCUUUUAUAAAAUUGCACAUUUCCCAAACGUUGUUGGCACUAUAGAUGGUACUUUGAUACCUAUACAGGGAAUGUCAGGAGAUGACGAACCGAAUUUCAUCUGCCGCAAGGGUUUUCCCUCCAUCAACGUUCAAGGAGUUGUGGAUGCCGACCUUCGUUUUACAAAUGCUGUUGUGAAGUGGCCCGGAUCAACUCAUGAUUCCUUCAUAUUGGCCAAUUCCUCUGUACCUCAACUGAUGGAAACUUUGAGUGGACCCUGGAUUUUGGGAGAUUCAGGAUAUCCCCUGAAGAAAUGGUUGUUGACCCCAUUCAAUGAACCAAGAGGCAUCAAAGAAGAAAAUUACAAUCAAGCCCACUGCUCAACCAGAAACACAGUGGAAAGGGCAUUUGGGGUUCUUAAGUGCAGGUUCAGAUGCUUGCAUAAAACAGGAGGAAGUCUUCAGUUCACUGCCCCAAAAUGCAUCAAAAUGAUCGAAUGCUGCCCAAGACUGCACAAUAUGGGCAUCAAUCGAAGACUCCUGCUUGAAGCUGCAGAAGAUCCCAUCCAGCGGUUCUGCACAACAAUGCCGUGUACAGGGGAAAUGGAAAUAAUGGUUUCAGGGUGAGACAGACCAUUGCUCAGAGGUUUUGAAAACAUUAUCCGUAACGUAAUGCAUUAUUCCUUAAAUUUCUUAUGACAUUGUGUUAAAAAUAGUACAUAUGUGAGUAUCAUCACAUAAAAUUUUAUCAUGUAAUUUGUCUUAUCAUAUCAAAUGAAAUGUAAAUAUGAUAUAUAUAGUUGAUGUAUACCUUUAAAACUAGCAAAUGGCUUAAUGAAAGGAUAAUUAUGCUGAUGCAAAUGCACGCAAUGUAAAUCUUUUCAACGUAUUGUGUAAUAUAAUUUAUCGUUCUAUUUUUUUUUCUACAUGUAAAACCAUAUUUUUACUACUGUCAGUGUGUAUGUCUCUUAAAUUAUGUCUUUCUCUCUCUCUCAUUUUCUUUUUCUCUCUCCACUCUCUCUCUCUCUCUCUCUCUCUCUCUCUCUCUCUCUCUCGUAGAAAUAUCUGUAAAUGAAAAUUGUAUAGUUGGGCUGUAUCAUCAGAUUGUUGUUUAAUUAUUAAAGAAAACCAUGACAAAUUCAUUAAAUCUUCAAAAGCUUUAAUAAUAUAUAUGCACAACUGUAAAUAUUGAUAGAAGUUUAUAACAAUAACAUUAUAUAGUAUUAUAAGUAAAAUUCAAAGUGUUUGUUGCUUUAAAAUGAAUUUUUUUUUUCAAUUUAUAUGAAGUGAAUGCAUUUCUUCA